AUGCUUGUGGUAGUAUUUGCGCUUUCCUGUCUCGCUGAUGCGCUCUCGGCGACUGAAGCACUCGAGGCCAAGACGGGAUCGUCCGCCACCUCGUAUUCGACCAAAGCUGGUCGGGAUCUCAAUGGGGUAAGAUCACUUCGGGUCCACACACAGGUUGACGAAGACGACGACGAAGAGCGAGCAUGGGUCGACCUGUCCGCGGCCAAGUCGAAAGUGCGCAAGUUUUUGUCAAGAAUGAAUCUGAAAGACACGGCCGGCGAAGUUGAGGCCAAGAAAGCGUUGGGGCUGUACGGGCUAUCUGGGAAGGCUCUCAAGUCGCACGAGAACUACAUCUACUGGAGGUCCGAGACCGAACUUGCUAAAUUCAACAAGUGGGCGUCCCCACAUUCAACGCGUGGAAGAAGUUUGGCCUGGGCAAAGUUCGGGAAGAUCAAGUUAUAUACAACGUUUAGAAAAAAAAGAAAUAAAAGUCCAGCUUUAAAACAAAAAUAA
Molecule: messenger RNA, 492 nt
Organism: Phytophthora sojae
Lineage: Eukaryota; Oomycota; Peronosporomycetes; Peronosporales; Peronosporaceae
Exons: 1
Coding region: 1-492 (163 amino acids)
Source: RefSeq, a predicted model, not a curated record